AUGACUGGUGGAAGGGAUCCACAAGGACUCAGGAGGUCCCUGAGAAUAAAGGAGUUGGAGCAGAGACAACGCCCUGCACCACCACCACCGACAUGGAUAGAAUCAGUUAGAAGACGAAUAGAGGCAGAAGAAGCAGAAGGCUUAGACCAACCACCACAAGUCAAACAGAGAAUAAAUGAGUUGCAGCAGACAAAACGCCCUGCACCACCACCACCGACAUGGAUAGAAUCAGUGAGAAGACGAAUAGAGGCAGAAGAAGCAGAAGGCCUAGACCAACCACCACAAGUCAAACAGAGAAUAAAGGAGAUGCAGCAGACAAAACGCCCUGCACCACCAGCACCAGCAUGGGUAGAAUCAGUGAGAAGACGAAGAGAGGCAGAAGAAGCAGAAGUCUUAGACCAACCACCACUUGUCAAACGGAGAACAGAACCGGUAGUGCCGACGCCACCGGUGGUACCGGCGCCACCAGUAGCGAACCCGCCCGUAGUGCCUUCGGAGACGCCGUCGGGGCAAAGCGGGGGGAUGGUGAUUCCUCCAGAUGUAUUAGAGGAGGUGGUGAAAGGAGUAAAAGGCUAUGGACUUCCGGCGCCGAUACAUAGGGAGGAAGAAGAGGUCCAACAAGAGGUAGACGACAGCCAAUUACCUCCGUUGGCUGACUUUUUAUAUCGGUUUAUCUGGGGAUUUGCUGUCAUAAGAAACUAUGUCGAGAGGGGCCUUUGCGGCAUGCAAGCAUUAAUUGAUAGUCUACAAUGCCAACGUAUCCUCCCUGACGGGGUUUACCUUCCGAGCAUGAAUGAUCUGUUGCAAAUAUAUCGGCAAAAUGUAAGUAGAGGUACAUAUGAUGUUUCGUUUGAGGUCCACCCAGAAGAUCGAAACAUGCCGGGCCCGUUCCAAGCCGAGAUAUUAUCACAUAUUAUAAGCGAAUGGAGCCGCAUUUACAGUAGCCCACCAUUUCUGCCACACGAGGAGACCGAAGAGAGUCGCCUUCAACGACGGGUUCCGCCCCUGAUAGCUGGUUUCCACAGCGAUGGCGAAAUGCCGUUUACGAUUGGGAACACUCAACCCGGAACUCGAAUCGUCUGGAUUCACAACUCUGGCGAUCAUUGGGAAGGUCUCAUGCCAAGUCGUGAUCAAGCGGCCAUCAAUCAGAUGUUUAGAGACUAUGGUCAUGAAUUAUACCGAAGCGAAACUUGCCCACAGUGGUUUGUCGACAUAUGCCAACGGAGACAGAGACGGCAGCCGGUAGUAGGUCUAUUCCCAGACUAUGACCCAUUUAUGCCCGUACACGCAGAGGGACCCCCUGGAUUAUUCGGUAGGUCACCAUCAGUAUCACCACUAUCACUAACAGGACCGACAUCGGCACCAGCACCGCCGCGAACCCUGCAACGUACAGCAGCAGAGGCACUGGAGAGAUUGGAAAGAUUAUUCCAGGCAAGACGGAGAAGGGACGAUGAUAUGGCGUCAGGAAGACAUCAGGACAGCUAUUAUUAA
Molecule: messenger RNA, 1491 nt
Organism: Daldinia vernicosa
Lineage: Eukaryota; Fungi; Ascomycota; Sordariomycetes; Xylariales; Hypoxylaceae
Exons: 2
Coding region: 1-1491 (496 amino acids)
Source: RefSeq, a predicted model, not a curated record